Molecule: messenger RNA, 3650 nt
Organism: Sinocyclocheilus rhinocerous
Lineage: Eukaryota; Metazoa; Chordata; Actinopteri; Cypriniformes; Cyprinidae
Product: zinc finger protein ZFPM2-like
Exons: 8
Coding region: 243-3512 (1089 amino acids)
Biological process (GO): negative regulation of transcription by RNA polymerase II; heart development; positive regulation of transcription by RNA polymerase II
Cellular component (GO): nucleus
Molecular function (GO): RNA polymerase II-specific DNA-binding transcription factor binding
Source: RefSeq, a predicted model, not a curated record
UCUACGGCGCACCGCUGCGCUCAACCCUCCUGCAACAAAAGCUCAAGACGCGCUCAUCUGCGCUGUCAGUGUGCGCCCGGAUCACAGCACAACUUAACCCUCUACACGACCAGACCAGCAACCCCUGACUGGAAUCAGACUGACACCCAAACACGCCCGAGUCUUACAGACAGCGCGUUUAUCUGGGUUUGGAUGAAUCGCGGUAUCAUUUUUUAAUCUCGAGUCCAGCGCGCGGAGCAGGAAUGUCCCGGAGGAAGCAGAGCAACCCCAAGCAAUUCAAACGGGUGUUUGACAAUGGGCUUGAGACGGACUCUGAGGAGACAGAGAAGAAAGAGAUCUUGAAAGAAGAAGAAGACGGGUCUGUGGAGGAUGACUCGCUUUACUACUCUGACCCAGAGAACACCGUCUCUAAAGAUGGAGAUCACUCGAGGAAUGGUGAAAUGGGUGGAAGUUUAAAGGUGGAGCAACAAGACAGUGACGGACAAGAAGAGAGAGUCCAACCAAGCCCGUUGACAACAGAGGAAUGGGACGGCCCAAGGGAGCUGAAAAUGGUUGGUGAAGGAGGAGAGAGAAGGAUUUGUUCUUGUCAGGCACUUCUGCUGGGCACCACGUGGGGACCUUUCCCUGGGAAGAUUGAGGCGGCCACAGGAGGAAGUGACAAGGUUUCGCUGGGGCUGAAUGGAGGUCCUCGCUGGCUGAUGGACAUGAUGUGGGUCAGUGCAGAGGACGGAAAGAGCAACUGUGCCGUGUACAGCAAAGGAGGACAUGUGUGGUGUUCCACAACUAAAAACAUCAUGGAAGGAGACGAACUUGCAGCCUGUGUGGUGGAUUUGCACUCGCAUCUUCAAACACCAGCCCAAACUCCCUACGGUCAAGGGAUGUACCCGGCCCGACAGCUGGACGGCAUUCGACUCCUUCCUCAGCAAGCAGCCAUGGCUUCCAUACUGCCCGGCGCUAUCAUCAACAAAGACAUCUUCCUCUGCAAGGCUUGUGGCAUCUGGUUUCGGAGUGAAAGAAACCUCCAGGCCCACCUUAUGUAUUACUGCAGUGGGCGACAAAGGGACCCUGAGAUGGUGGCAGAGAAAAACACCAAUAUCAGCCAUCAAAUGCUCCGCAAUUGCACUUACCCCCAAUGCAAUAUGAGCUUUGCAGGCUCGCAUGCCUUGGAAAUGCACUUAUCCACACAUAACAGUCUCAAGUUAGAUGAGAUAACCACUGGAAGCAACUUGAAAUGCACAAUUUGUGACUACACUGCAGAAACCCUUAUGGUACUCCAGCACCACAUCCUCUCCCAUCUGUCCCAAACUGGCCUGAGAUGUGGUCACUGCCAUUUCACAUUCCAAACCCCCAGAGAACUGGUCAAACACCAGGAGCUACAUGGACAUAGCUGUACGGUCAACAAACUCAAAGAAGACAAAGCUGAUAACUCUCCUAGCAGCAUUGCAGGCAGCCCUCAACAAGUCAGAGCUAAUGCAAACACGAAAGACCUUCAGGAAAGCACAGUACAACGUGAUAUAAAUCAAAUGUCAAAGCUGGAAAGCACGGAAAGUAGCCAGACAUCCACUAAGGGUGAGGGAAACUCAGGAAACAAGGCUAGUGUUUCAUACUCCAGAGUAAAGUCAGAACCUUCCAGUCCCCGUUUAGCCUCUUCACCCAUUCAACACCACCUGCCUCCUGCAUUUCCCUUACCCCCCUUCAUACCACAUGUCCCGUUCUCACAGGAUAUUACGGUGGGCCCGCAAGCAUCUGAGAUACUGGCCAAAAUGUCAGAGUUGGUCCAUCGCAGGUUACGUCACGGGGGAAAUUCUUACCCUCCAGUCAUGUACAGCACACUUGUGCCAAAAGGGGCAACAUGCUUUGAAUGCAAUAUCACCUUCAAUAACCUUAAUAAUUAUUUGGUGCACAAGAAGCACUACUGCAACAGUCGAUGGGAAAACACACUCAAGCCACAUGACUUUCCUGGACUUCUGGAUAAACCAGCAGGCACUGUAAGCCCGAAAAUCGGAGCUAGUUUAGCUGUUAUGCUAAAUGCCGGCCAUCCCUCUGAAGUGAAAGGGCAUGAGCCUAACCCUUGCAAUCCCAUUGCAGGUGGAAAAGUGACAGAUGAACUGUCGGUGCAAGUUAAAAAAGCGUCAACUCCAUCUGGUGCACAGGAGAGACCAAAUGGUACACAGCUGGAUUUACAAAACCAGAAAAUGCCACCCACCGAAACGGACCCCAACCACACAACAUGCGACGCCUGCAAGAUCACCUUUAGUCGACAUGAGACCUACAUGGUGCACAAGCAGUAUUACUGUGCCACUCGGCAUGAUCCUCAAAUGAAACGCGCAAACAAUAAAGGAGCAGCCAAUCAGAAGACAGUACGUCCUCGUAAAAGAAGAAAGGCAUAUGAGCUGGCCACUCCUGAACAAGAACAAAUGCCUCCUAUGGGUAUGCCAUCAUUUCUUGGUAUGCCCACUAUAGGAGGUCCAUACAUGUCAAAGGACACACUGGAUAGCUUCAGGGACCAUCAGAGAUACAACAUGAUCCAGGGGUUAGUACCCAAAUAUCCAGAGGCUUCAUUGACAGUUUCAAAAUCAGCUCUUGUGUCAAAAUGUAAUACAAUCCUCAAGGAAGAAGGUGAUGCACCUAUAGAUCUCAGUAAAAAAUGCAUGCCACAGUUUGGCAACACUUCGGUUUCCUCUAAAGGACUUAUGGAUUAUCAUGAGUGUGUUGUGUGCAAGAUAAGCUUCAACAAAGUUGAGGACUAUCUCAAGCACAAACAGAACUUCUGCCCAGGUACUAUUUUGCAAAACACUUCAUCUGAGAACAAAAGCAUCAAAAAGGAAGGUCCUAGAAAUACUAGCACUCUUUUAGACAGUGCCCUCUUUGAGCUCCCAGCUCUGCAUGGAAAGAUUGAGCAUCCAAAUGCAACUUCUGACAUCCAAGCUUCCAGUGAGGAACAACAAAUCCCAAUAAAAGUUGACAUGAGGAGUGUGUUUCAGCCCUCUGGUGGUUACCCAAGUCCUGCUAAGAAAAUGAGACCCGAUGAGCAAAUCUGGCCUUACUAUGAAAUCAAAGCCACUGAUUACGCUACAGGGAUGCUGGUCUCACAAAGCGAACGGAGGCAGAGUCCAAAUGAGGGCAGUGAGGGGGAAAAAGACCAGCCGAUGCCUGAUGGUAGCCAUCUUAGCACAGAUGACUCUGAGAAUCAGAGCAAGUCUUCAUCCUUAAAGGACAAUCUUGACCUUGAGGACAAGAUGAAAGAUGCUGGAAAUAAACAACAUGGCUCCCCUACACCGGAGAGCCAUGCAGACAGUCCCGUCAACUGUAAGGAAAGCACAAUGCUGGUGCCAUCUUUAAAGACUGAGGAAGUCUCAACAAGCUUCAAAAGAGUGUUGAAUGGGUCCAUUGCCACCACAAGUAACAUAAAGUACUGCCGUCCAUGUGACAUCCAGUUCAACAACCUCUCAAACUUUAUAACACACAAGAAGUUCUACUGCUCAUCACACACAGCAGAGCAUGUGAAAUAGUGGACCUGCACCCUAUCUUAAAUCUAGUCCACAGCAGUAUAAAAGUUAGAGCUGUUAACCAGCAUCACAUCUUGAAUUCACAUGGCCCGGGACAUUAUAAAGGCGUGCCCAAGCCCCUAAACAUGUAAUAAAUGUAAA